AUGGGGCGCGCCGCGGCUCUGCUGCGCUGGCUGCUCCCGCUGCCGCUGCUGCUGCUGCCGCUGCCGGAGGGCAUCGCCGCCCAGGGCGUCUACGCCCCGCCCACGGUGAGGAUCAUCCACUCAGGCCUGGCAUGCAACAUCGAGGAAGAACGCUACUCGGAGCGAGUCUACACCAUCCGCGAAGGGGAGACGCUGGAGCUUACGUGCCUGGUGACUGGCCACCCUCGGCCACAGAUCAGGUGGACCAAGACAGCAGGCAGUGCCUCUGACCGCUUCCAAGACUCCAGCGUCUACAACGAGACCCUUCGGAUUGCCAACAUCCAGCGGCACCAAGGAGGGCGCUACUACUGCAAGGCCGAGAACGGUCUGGGCUCGCCGGCCAUCAAGUCCAUACGAGUUGACGUCUACUAUCUGGACGAUCCCAUCGUGACCGUGCACCAGAGCAUAGGGGAAGCCAAGGAGCAGUUCUACUAUGAGCGGACUGUCUUUCUCAGGUGUGUGGCCAACUCCAACCCGCCUGUCCGGUACAGCUGGCGGCGAGGACAGGAGGUGCUGCUGCAAGGAUCCGACAAAGGGGUGGAAAUUUACGAGCCCUUCUUUACCCAGGGCGAGACCAAGAUCCUGAAGCUGAAGAACCUCCGGCCGCAGGACUACGCUAAUUAUAGCUGCAUCGCUUCGGUCAGGAGCGUCUGCAACAUCUCCGACAAGAUGGUGUCUUUCAGGCUGUCCAACAAAACAGCCUCUCCUUCAAUCAAGCUCUUGGUGGAUGACCCAAUCGUGGUGAACCCUGGGGAAGCCAUCACUCUGGUAUGCGUCACAACCGGUGGGGAGCCCCUUCCGACGCUAACCUGGGUGAGGUCCAUUGGUGCCUUGCCCGAAAAGGCGGUCCUGAAGGGUGGGACGUUGACCAUCCCCACCAUCACGUUUGAUGACGCCGGCACCUACAGCUGCAUUGCUAACAACAAUGUAGGGAAUCCGGCGAAAAAGUCCACCAACAUCAUCGUCCGAGCCUUAAAGAAAGGACGUUUCUGGAUCACACCUGACCCUUACCAUAAAGACGACAACAUCCAGAUUGGCCGGGAGGUUAAGAUUUCUUGCCAAGUGGAGGCAGUUCCAUCUGAGGAGCUCACAUUCAGUUGGUUCAAGAACGGGCGGCCGCUGCGCAGCUCAGAGAGGAUGGUCAUCACCCAGACGGACCCAGACGUCUCCCCGGGAACCACCAACCUGGACAUUAUUGAUCUCAAGUUCACUGACUUUGGGACAUACACGUGCGUCGCAUCUCUGAAGGGGGGUGGCAUAUCGGACAUCAGCAUUGACGUUAACAUUUCCAGCAGCACAGUUCCACCCAAUCUGACUGUCCCGCAAGAAAAGUCGCCCUUGGUCACCAGGGAAGGGGAUACGGUCGAGUUGCAGUGUCAGGUGACCGGGAAACCCAAGCCCAUCAUCCUGUGGUCCCGGGCAGACAAGGAGGUCCCCAUGCCCGACAGCUCGAUGCAGAUGGAAAGCUACGACGGCAUCCUGAGGAUUGUCAACGUCUCGAGGGAGAUGACAGGGACCUACCGGUGCCAGACGAGCCAGUAUAAUGGAUUUAACGUCAAGCCAAGGGAAGCUCUGGUCCAGCUGAUUGUUCAGUAUCCACCCGCGGUGGAGCCAACGUUCCUUGAGAUCAGACAGGGCCAAGGUCGGAGUGUCACCAUGAGCUGCCGCGUGCUGAGGGCAUACCCGACCCGGGUCUUGACUUUUGAAUGGCGACUGGGAAACAAGUUGCUUCGGACAGGACAGUUUGAUGCUCAGGAUUCCACGGAGUACACCAUCCGGAGCCUUUCGAGGGACAGUUAUGGGGUUUACAACUGCAACAUCAUCAACGAGGCGGGAGCUGGAAGGUGCAGUUUCCUCGUGACAGGCAAAGCCUUCGCCCCCGAAUUCUACUACGACACCUACAACCCGCUGUGGCAGAACCGAGCCCGCAUCUACACCUACAGCCUCGAGUGGACCCAGAUGAACCCAGAGGCCGUGGACCGCAUCCUCACGUACCACCUGGGCAUCCGGCAGGCUGGUCACGCGCGCUGGUGGGAGCAGGAAAUUGCUGUGAACGGGAAGAUCCAAAAGGGAGAAUUAAUGACCUACAACUUGACGGAGCUGAUCAAACCGGAGGCUUAUGAAGUGCGGCUGACGCCAGUCACCAUAUUUGGAGAUGGCGACUCGACCAUUCGUGUGAUCAAAUAUAGUGCCCCAAUGAACCCUCACCUACGAGAAUUCCACUGCAGUUUUGAAGACAGCAACAUUUGUUUGUUUACCCAAGACGCACAGGAUAACUUCGACUGGACGAGGCAGAACAUCAUCCUCAGAGACACAAAGUACACCCCAAACACGGGGCCCACCGCCGAUAGGUCUGGCUCCAAGGAAGGAUUCUAUAUGUACAUUGAAGCUUCCAGCCCCAGGAAGGAAGGGGAUAAGGCCAAACUUAUUAGCCCGAUUUUCAGCAUCCCUCCCAAAAACCCCUACGGGCCCACAACCACUGCAUAUUGCUUCAGCUUCUACUACAAUAUGUACGGGCAGCAUAUAGGAACCUUGAAUGUUUACCUGCGGUUAAAAGGUCAGACUGGACUCGAAAGCCCGUUCUGGUCUUCAAGCGGAAACAAAGGACAGCAGUGGUUUCAGGCCCGGAUCAAUAUUCAGCCGAACACUUCAUUUCAGGUGGUUUUUGAAGGGAUCCGCGGCCGAGGGAUGGAAGGGGACAUCGCCGUCGAUGACAUUUCAAUUGUGGAAGGGGAGUGCACAAAAUCGGAUUACAUAAACAACCAUAUACCUUCUGGUGCUGUCAGGACGCUGCCACAUAUACGGAUUCUCCCAGUUUUCCUGCUCAUGUCUGUCUUAAGUCAUCAAAGGUGACCUUAUUCCGGCAGAGGCUACAACACAGACGUUCCACGCACCGGCAUGAAGAAAAGAGUCUUUGUAAAACAAACAUUUAAAACAAAAACAAAACAAAAA
Messenger RNA from Euleptes europaea (tarantolino), 2991 nucleotides. RefSeq names its product MAM domain containing glycosylphosphatidylinositol anchor 2 (gene MDGA2). The transcript is spliced from 17 exons. The coding region runs from base 1 to 2892 and encodes 963 amino acids. The record is from RefSeq and is a predicted model, not a curated record. Gene Ontology annotation, molecular function: protein binding. Lineage: Eukaryota; Metazoa; Chordata; Lepidosauria; Squamata; Sphaerodactylidae. Gene Ontology annotation, biological process: homophilic cell-cell adhesion. Gene Ontology annotation, cellular component: plasma membrane.